This is a messenger RNA of Syzygium oleosum, 511 nucleotides long. RefSeq lists its product as uncharacterized. The transcript has 2 exons. Lineage: Eukaryota; Viridiplantae; Streptophyta; Magnoliopsida; Myrtales; Myrtaceae. Bases 38 to 367 code for a protein of 109 amino acids. The record is from RefSeq and is a predicted model, not a curated record.
AGAACAGCACAAAAUAGGGUCAACAAGUGUGAUAGAGAUGGAAAUUAAUUCUUUCAACAAGGUAAUAACUCUGUUCCUGAUGUUGAUGCUAUUCGUUGGGUCCUCCGAAGAAAAGAAAUCCACCGAUUGCAUAUCAAAGUGCCUUAUCUCCUGUGCCAAGGGGGACCGCGAUUCGCCACUUAUUUAUUGCUUCUACGACUGCUUGAAGGGAUGCGAGGCCACCUUGCGACACCCGCCCCCGAUCAACUAUUGUGAUCUCGAUUGCGUGACAGAGACAUGCUUGGACCCUUAUACAGAUGCCAAAACGGCUAAAACCUGCGCCCGUGGAUGCUCAAACAUUUGCAAGCAGCCCGGCAAACCGCACUAAUAUCUAGAGGAUUGCAAGAGCAAAUAAAUAAAUAAUCAAGACUUUUUGUACUUUGAGCCGUAAUUCUUCCGUCCCAACCAAGACCAUAAGUUUGAGGUUGGCAAACUCAUUACCCAAUGGCGCGAAUGAUAAUCAUUUUAUUUU